CGUUUCCUUCCAAUCCCAUAAUGCUUUCUGCUUUCCACACCUUCUCAAGAUGGCGGCUCUUGGGAGCUGCUGCGAAAGGGUUUGCAAAACUGGCUGGCUGCCUGCUCUUCAGUUCAUCCGCCAUGGCUCCAAAGCUGUCACCCGCCACUGGAAACCUAUGAACCUUAUGCGGAAGAAGCUGAUGGAAGUGACAAAAUAUAUCCCUCCAAAACCUGCAAUCCCAGAGGAGUGCAAACCCCGUGUUAAUCUUGUUGAGGAGCCAAAUGGCUAUGAGAAGCUGUUGUUUCGGGACGUGAAGGAAACUUUCCUCACAAAUAAAAUGAUUGUGGUAUGCCAGUACAACUAUCUUCCUGGAAAUGACAUGAUAUUCAUGAAGCAUCGGCUGCGGAAACACAAUAUCCAUGUCAAGUUCUUCCCCAAUAAGAUUGUGAGAGCUUUCCUUUCGGAAUCCAGGUAUAAGAAUCUCCUUCCUCUCUUUGUGGGGCGCAAUCUUCUAAUAGUGAGUCAGGAGACAAAGGCACGGGAAAUGUUGCGCAUCCUGAAGAAUAUUCCACAGGUGACCCUCCUUGGAGCAUAUGUUGAUAAUGUCAUCCUAAGCAAACACGGUUUCACAAACUAUGCCAAUCUACCAUCCAUGGUGAUCACCCAAGGAGAGGUGGUGGGUGCUCUUUCUCUCAUGACAUCCCAGACUAGCACACUUCUGCGGCGCGGACCUGUUUUCUUGACUUCCUUGUUGGACCAGUAUGUUAAACAGCAGAGCUGUGAAGCUGUGGAAGCAACGGAGGUGGCGGAGACUCCUGACAAUUCAGAAGGCCUUUGCUGAAUACCCUUACUAUUCCUCGCCUCAGAUACAAAUUACCAUCUGUCCGUUGCAUGUUCAUGGCUUAGGUUGGGCGUCCUUAAGUUGACAGAGCUGAUAUCAGUUCAGUAUAUCAUUUGGAUUAAGAGGAGAUAAAACUAUGACCAGAUUGUGUAUGAGGGGGUGCUGGAUUUCAGCUUUUUGUCGGGAUAUCAGGUCAGCCCUUGAUUCCUAUUUACGUUGGUUUAAGGUGUAAUCCUAUGCAUGUUUAGACAGAAAGAAGUCCAACAGAAUUCUCAGAAUUUCUUCUGGGGCUGGGAAAUUCUGGGUGAUGUAGGAUUUUUUUCCUAUCUGAACAUGCAUAGGGCUGUAUCCUUAUGUAAAAUCGAGCAGGCAUCAAAGUAAUGCAGCAAAUCAAGUCACCUAAUCAAAGUCUAUUACAAAUUAUAACAAACUUGACAGACUGGUGAAUUGAGAAACCAAGUAUUAAAUGCAGCAUCAUGCUCAUCUCUGUGGAGGUUUUUACACUUAAGGACUUAAAGAAUUAUAUCUCAUGUUUGCAGUUGUAAUAUUAUUAAACUCUUUUUUUAAGGA
This is a messenger RNA of Varanus komodoensis (Komodo dragon), 1393 nucleotides long. RefSeq names its product mitochondrial ribosomal protein L10 (gene MRPL10). The transcript has 5 exons. Gene Ontology annotation, cellular component: mitochondrial large ribosomal subunit. The coding region runs from base 50 to 823 and encodes 257 amino acids. Gene Ontology annotation, molecular function: structural constituent of ribosome. The record is from RefSeq and is a predicted model, not a curated record. Lineage: Eukaryota; Metazoa; Chordata; Lepidosauria; Squamata; Varanidae. Gene Ontology annotation, biological process: translation.